Fonsecaea nubica is the source of this 1353-nucleotide messenger RNA. RefSeq lists its product as hypothetical. Gene Ontology annotation, molecular function: oxidoreductase activity; FMN binding. The record is from RefSeq and is a predicted model, not a curated record. NCBI's taxonomy places the organism in Eukaryota, Fungi, Ascomycota, Eurotiomycetes, Chaetothyriales, Herpotrichiellaceae. The coding region runs from base 1 to 1353 and encodes 450 amino acids. The transcript has 3 exons.
AUGGGCGACAGGUACCCCUCGGCCAUCAAGGAUGCGUCCCCUCUGGGCCAACCCCUCAAGUUCGAGUUCAGCGGCCGCACAGCCCGCAACCGCUUCCUCAAGGCUGCCAUGACUGAGCGUCUUUCGUCGUGGGAUCCCGUUCAUCUGGAGAAACGAGGUGUUCCGUCCAAAGAACUCGCCGAAGUCUAUCGAAGAUGGGGAGAAGGGGAUUUUGGCGUGAUUCUGACGGGCAAUAUCAUGGUCGACUAUAAGAGUUUGGAAGCCCCUGGCAACCCUAUCAUCCCACCAGAUGCCCCCUUUGAGGGAGCCCGUUUCGAAGGGUUCAAGGCGAUCGCGACUCAAGCCAAAGAAGCGCACGGAAACUUGAUCCUGGGCCAAGUCAGCCACCCAGGCCGUCAAGUCGAAGAGAGACUCGAGUCCAAUCCCGUCUCCGCCAGCGAUGUUCAGCUGGUCAGAAGCCUCACGGGGAUGAAAUUCGCCAAACCCCACGCAGCCUCGCUCGAAGAGAUCAAGGACAUCGUGAACCGCUUCACCCAUGCCGCCGAGUAUCUAGCCAAAGCUGGGUACGACGGUAUUGAGCUUCAUGGAGCUCAUGGCUAUCUCCUAGCCCAAUUUCUCAGUCGGACAACCAACAAGAGGACCGACCAAUACGGCGGAUCUCUGCAAAACCGUGCUCGCAUCAUCCUCGAAAUCGCCCAAUCCAUUCGCCAGAAGCUGCCUGGAUCGUCAGGCUUUGUGCUUGGAAUCAAGGUCAACUCGGUCGAGUUCCAGGAGGAUGGAUUCACCCCCGAGGAAGCCAAAGAACUCUGCGUUCUGCUGGAGCAGGCCCAGUUCGAUUUCGUGGAGCUCUCGGGUGGCACGUAUCAGUCCCUCGCGUUUGUCCAUAAGAGGGAGUCGACCCGGAAGAGAGAGGCAUUUUUCAUCGAAUUUGCUGAAAUGAUCGCUCCCGCGCUGAAGAAAACAAAGUCGUACAUCACCGGCGGAUUCAAGACCGUCGAGGGUAUGGUCAACGCGUUGAAGAGUGUCGAUGGUGUCGGGCUAGGUCGACCCGUGUGCCAGGAGUUUUAUUUGCCCAAGGACAUGUUGGCGGGCAAGGUCUCAGGUGCUCUCCAUCAGCAGAUCGAUCCAGAUGAAUUCAUGCUCGGAAACGUCAUUGCCGGCACCCAGAUACGGCAAGUCAGUAAAGGCGAAGAGCCGAUCGAUAUGUCGGUGCAGGAGAACGUCGAGGCCUUUUUGAAAGAAAUGGGGCCAUGGAUGCAGAAGAUAGGCUCCGGGGAUCUCACCAACUAUGGAUUCAUCGACUUUGAGAACAUCCAAGCAAAGCCGUUUGGCACUUCUGCAGCGGCGGCAUAG